Molecule: messenger RNA, 1047 nt
Organism: Lindgomyces ingoldianus
Lineage: Eukaryota; Fungi; Ascomycota; Dothideomycetes; Pleosporales; Lindgomycetaceae
Exons: 1
Coding region: 273-611 (112 amino acids)
Source: RefSeq, a predicted model, not a curated record
CACCAGCCUCCCCUGCACGUUCUUCGCUGUUUGAAUGUACGUAAGGAGAUCUGUGUCCUUACUCCUGCCUUCAGGCCCGCUAUCGAACAUUUCAUAGCUAAAUCAACACUUGAAGCUGGUCUGGAAAGUAUCCGCUGUUGCAUGAUAAAGGCCUGUAGCCACGGCUCCAUCUCCCUCAGGACAACAAGCAGCUGUCAUCAGCUUGCUUGGUGAAAGGUGACGGAGCCAUAUAAGCGUCGCUGAUCUGGAGGAUAUAAAAUUUCUCCUUAGAAAUGGUAUUGCUGCGCUCAUUGAGGGACAUCUUGAACCUCUUCUAUAACUCGUCUUUCGAAACGCCCUCGGGAGGGCCGGAGAAAGUAGUACGAUGUGAACCAUUCUCCGCCCACAGUCUAGAGAGUAUCAAGUCAAAGCCCGAUAUACAGUCUAUCCACCUCCUUUACAGUAUUCCAUACAUCCAGCCAAUCCGGCGCAGGCAUGGACCAGCACCAAUUCCCGCACGCAGACCGAAACCCACGUUUCACAAACCGUGUGUCAUCUGGUUUCGGUCCAAUCUGUCAAGUGGUGUAUCCGAAAACCCGACAGCAGCACAUCCACUCUACAAGCUGACAUGAUGCUGAUCCAGCCGCGAGCGCGCUCGAACACGCAUUUGAGGCCAUGGAAGCCUUCGAGCCAGCCCUCGAAAUUCAAGAAAGGGUGUAGCAUCACGAUUUUGAGGCCCCUCUCCUCACAUCGUUUAUUGAUCUCGGUGGCUACGGCGUCUAUCUCAGCGUAGUUCUUAGGGCCAAGCGCGUGGCUGAGGUGAUGAAAGCCGAAGAAGAUGUCCAGGAAGGAGAGAGUUCGACGGGUUGGAAGUCAGCGAGGGAUGCGGCGGGCAGGCGGUCGAGGAGGGAGGGGCAAGAAGGGCUCCCGAGGCAAGAGCUGACGUAGCUGAUGGGGAUGGUGGGGAAGGAGUAGUCGAGAGCCAUGGCAACCUCGGCCUUACUAUGUUAAGAAUUAAUUAUUGAGGAAUAGGUGGUAUGAGAAAGCACCAUUCGGAUAUUAGCGGUG